Messenger RNA from Peromyscus eremicus (cactus mouse), 4271 nucleotides. Its product is annotated as zinc finger protein 689. The coding region runs from base 866 to 2368 and encodes 500 amino acids. The record is from RefSeq and is a predicted model, not a curated record. Gene Ontology annotation, biological process: regulation of DNA-templated transcription. Lineage: Eukaryota; Metazoa; Chordata; Mammalia; Rodentia; Cricetidae. The transcript has 3 exons.
UCAGCUCCGGAAAAAGAAAAAAAAAAAAAAUGUGGAAAGAGUAAGCACAAAGCUAUUAGUUUCGCAUCCAAACAAAAGUCAAACUUCCUAAAGCAUUGGAAGGUGGGUCAUCCAUUUCUAUAGACUAGGUACAAGAUUAGUCAAUUUACCCUUACAAUAAUUCAGUUUUACCAGAAGUGCCAUUUGUGCCUCAAAACGUUAUCAGUGCUCCCUUCUUUCCUAGGACUUUUCAGAAUUCCAUGCUGUGACAACUUUAUGGUCAUAGAAUGCAGCUGUUCAACAGAUCUCUGUUGACGUUGUGUGACUUUCCCUAGGGAGACAUGUAGAAGCGUCUUCUCCAGCUAGGGCAAACAAACACUAAGAGAACAACGAGGAGAGCCUCCUACUCCCACACUUCUCAAAACCUGUUUAGGGACACCCCAUCUACCUUCCUGCCCUUAAGAAUCCGUUGGCUUCAUUCAAACGCGCCGCCUUUGCCAACACCCAAUCAGAACGUCCGAUCUUCAGUUACCGACCAAUGAACGAAUGCAAUAGACCAGGGGGAAAAGUAGGCAUGAAGCCAUCUCGCAGCGCCAUCACACUUUAGGGCAGGGAGGUUAAGAAGCCGGCAUGGCGCUCGGGUCAAUAAAAUCGAUAGCUGGAGGCCGCCUGCGUUGCAGGCAGCAGCGGCGGUGCAGGAGCAGCGCCGCCAUCUUCCCCGAAGGCAUCUUCCGGUGCCUCUCACCCAAGUUCCAGCGGGAGUUUCCUGAAUAACGGUGUGGUCUGCGUCGGGCCGCUCCCGAUUUCCUCCGGGCCUUCCCGUCCCGGCCGGGCUCCUGGGUCUCGGGGUGCGCGGUGUCCCGGGCAAGGCCGGGGCGCGGGUCCGAUGGCGCCACCCUCGGCUCCGCUCCCCGCGCGGGCACCCGGAGAGGCUGGACCUACUCGGAGGAGGGGCCGGAGGCCAAGGGCCUUGAAGUUCGCGGACGUGGCCGUGUACUUCUCCCCGCAGGAGUGGGGCUGCCUGCGGCCCGCGCAGAGGAUGCUGUACCGGGAGGUGAUGCGCGAGACCUACGGGCUCCUGGGCGCGCUCGGAUGUGCAGGUCCCAAACCAGCUCUCAUCUCCUGGUUGGAAAGAAAUACCGAUGAUUGGGAACCGGCGGCCCUAGAUCCGCAAGAGUACCGGAGAUGGGUAACAUUCCAGAGAAAAACCCGAACCAGACAGAAGAAUGAAGAGAAGGAAGUAUUCCCACCUAAGGAGACACCCCGAAAGGGGAAGCGAGGGCGGAAGCCCAGCAAACCGCGGUUGAUUCCCAGGCAGACAUCUGGAGGCCCCAUCUGCCCUGACUGCGGCUGUACCUUCCCUGACCACCCCGCCCUGGAGAGCCACAAAUGCGCCCAGAAUCUGAAGAAGCCCUACCCUUGCCCGGACUGUGGGCGCCGCUUUUCCUACCCAUCCCUGUUGGUCAGUCACCGGCGGGCCCACUCUGGUGAGUGCCCUUACGUUUGUGACCAGUGUGGCAAACGUUUUUCCCAGCGGAAGAACCUGUCUCAGCACCAGGUCAUACACACAGGCGAGAAGCCCUACCACUGCCCUGACUGUGGCCGCUGCUUUCGACGGAGCCGGUCCCUGGCCAAUCACCGGACCACACACACGGGUGAGAAACCUCACCAGUGCCCUAGCUGUGGGCGUCGCUUCGCCUACCCGUCCCUGCUCGCUAUCCACCAGCGGACACACACGGGAGAGAAGCCCUAUACCUGCCUGGAGUGCAGCCGCCGCUUCCGCCAGCGCACCGCCCUGGUCAUCCACCAGCGCAUCCACACAGGAGAGAAGCCUUACCCCUGUCCUGACUGCGAGCGACGUUUCUCCUCCUCCUCCCGCCUCGUUAGCCACCGGCGUGUGCACUCUGGGGAGCGGCCCUAUGCCUGUGAGCACUGUGAAGCCCGCUUCUCCCAGCGCAGCACCCUGCUCCAGCACCAGCUCUUGCACACGGGCGAGAAGCCCUACCCCUGCCCGGACUGCGGACGUGCCUUCCGAAGGAGUGGCUCCCUGGCCAUUCACCGCAGCACCCACACGGAGGAGAAGCUGCAUGCUUGCGAGGACUGUGGCCGCCGCUUUGCCUACCCCUCCCUGCUGGCCAGUCAUCGGCGUGUGCACUCGGGCGAGCGGCCGUAUGCCUGUGACCUUUGCUCCAAACGCUUUGCCCAGUGGAGCCAUCUGGCUCAGCACCAGCUUCUGCACACGGGGGAGAAGCCUUUCCCCUGCCUUGAGUGUGGCCGGUGCUUCCGGCAGAGGUGGUCUCUCGCUGUCCACAAGUGCAGCCCCCACAUCCCCAAUGGUAGCCCUAGACCUGUUCUAGCAGGGCCUGGUCAGAGGAGGAGUGCCCUGUAGCGUGACGAAGACUGUGGAAGGUCACUUAUGCAGGGGUUCAGAGGUCAUACAGAGCGGGAAGAGCUAAAGCCCUGGUCCCCGGCUCCACAUCCCGAACUCCAGUGUACUCCACCACACUGGCUGCCUUACAGCUUGUCUAGAACAGUUACCAGGAGAGAUGACACCAUUUGAUUAAAGCUUUCCAAGCUAACCCAUCUUAAAAUAAUGUGGGUGUCUUUUCCCCCCAGCUUCUCUAGGGCUGCCUUCUUAGUUCGUGUGUAAAGGGCAGAACCUCCCCUGCUCUGUCUCUGUUUCCAUAUCAUGUGAAAAAUCACUCCUGCCAAGUGAUCGGUCAUUGCUGAAAACUGACUGGAGUUCACUACCUCACAUGGCAGGUCAUUUCCUUGUGUGAUGGUGCUAAUUUUUAGAAGGCUAUAUACUGCAUUCUCCUUCGAAAACUUGGCCUAGAACAUGUUUAGUACUUUAUCCACAUGGUGGCUCUUCAGAAAACCUAAUCACAACUACUUUGUGCCCAAGUUGGUUGGUGUGUGUGUGUGUGUGUGUGUGUGUGUGUGUGUGUGAUAGUGGUCUCACUGCCUCAAGUGGUCUUUAACUUGUGGCUUAAGUGAUUCUCACACCUCAACCUUCUGAAUAGUUGUGGUAGGCUGGUGCCACCACAUCUGGCUCUGUUCAAAUGUUUUGUUUUGUUUUUUUAAAGGUGUAUAUACAUAUUUUAAAGAUUUAUUUAUUUUUAUGUGUUUGAGUGUUUUGCCUGUAUGUCUAUCUAUGCACCAUAUUUGGGCCUGGUGCCCAAAAGAGACCAGAUGAGGGCAUCAUAUUCCCUGGAACUGGGGUCGUGAGCCACCAUGUGUAUACUGGGAAUCGAACCGCAGGCCCUCUGGAAGAGUAGCCGGUGCCCUUAACCACUGAGCCAUCAACUCCAGCUUCUGGUCAGUCAUUCUUGGAAGACUCUCAGUUCCCACAUGUGAAAUCUCCAGGUGGGCUGUUUUCAGUGCCUCUUGUUAAGAAUCGUACGAAAACAGCAGUACCGUGGUAUGCACCGUGGACUCCUCCGGUCUGUUUUAACUAGACACUGAUAUGGGGGAAAUGCCAGUGUGUUUGUUGGGCUUCAGACCUCUAAACGCCCUAAGAUUUCUUUUUAGAGAUGUGAUAAAACCAAAUCUUCACCACAUUCCGAAAAUUAGUUCAGGUUGGGUCUGAGGCAUCAGCAUAGUAAACCGAGAGGUUUGAUUGUUCUUCUUUUUUUUUUUUUUUUUUUUUUUUUUUUUUUUUUUUUUUGGAGACAGAGUUUCUCUGUGUAGACCAAACUGACCUUGAACUCACAGAAAUCCAGAGAUGCACUUGCCUUUGCCUCCUGAGUGCUGGGAUUAAAGGCGUGUGCCACCGCCCAGCGAGAGGUUUGAUUUUAAGAAAAAAGUGGCGGACUGGAAUCUAGCAGCAAGAGGGGACCUGAGCCUGAGGCAGGUAGCUAGUAGCUGGGAAAAUCCCUGGGAACUGGGUUUUAUUUUUUCCCCUGGUUUUCACCAAAAUAAGGAAACAGCAUGGAACCUUCCAUGGGGCCCCAUUCAGUUUUUGCUCGUAAUUAAAGUGAGGUCAUUCAAGGCACCCACCUAAUUAGGUGCUCAGUAAAACCUUACUGCCCUUUGCCCUCAGCAGCUGCACCGAAGUGGAAUUUCUAUGACUUACCAUAUUCCAACAACAUCAUCCUCCUGCGGUUGCUUCUUCCUAUAGUGCAUCUGAUGUCAGCAUUAGGUGGGGAGCAGAUGGGAUACAUCUUCGUCGUUAUUACUUUUGUUUAGGUGUUUAGCAAGCUGAUUGUAACUGUUUGUUUCUUUGUGGAUAAUGAGUGCCCUCUGGGCAGGGGCCUUGCCAGAUAGUUUCAUUAAAAUAUUUAAUGGAUAAA